Molecule: messenger RNA, 3223 nt
Organism: Nicotiana tabacum (common tobacco)
Lineage: Eukaryota; Viridiplantae; Streptophyta; Magnoliopsida; Solanales; Solanaceae
Product: kinesin-like protein KIN-8B
Biological process (GO): microtubule-based movement
Molecular function (GO): ATP binding; microtubule binding; microtubule motor activity
Source: RefSeq, a predicted model, not a curated record
UUUUUUUAUGUUUGAAUGAACAGCGGUUACCGAUUUUGCUGCUAUUUGCAUUUGAUUGUCUUUGAUUGUUAGUAGUAGUAAUUUCUGUGUACUAGAAGUAGUAGUUCGUCGUCAGAAUUCAAAUUAGAAAUAGGUUUGAAAAUUGAAAAGGCGUCUUGUUCGGCUUGUGUAAUACUCAAAGCUUUGGUGAAGUUUUGAGGCAAAUGUUCGCUUAAUAUGCCAAGCAUUAGAGCUCCAGCUACAAGGAAGGCCACUACUCUUACGGUAGCGGUGAAAUGUAGGCCACUGACGGAUAGAGAAGGAGGUCGUGAUAUAGUUAGAGUAAACAAUGAUAAGGAGGUGGUUGUAUUGGAUCCUGACCUGUCAAAGGAUUACUUAGAUCGCAUACAGAACCGUAGCAAAGAACGAAGAUAUGCUUUUGAUUACGCAUUUGGACCUAAAUCCACAAAUUUGAGCGUCUAUGAGAGAAGUAUUCAGUCUACAAUUGCUGGGGUCAUUCAAGGCCUGAAUGCAACUGUCUUUGCUUAUGGUUCAACAGGCAGCGGAAAAACAUAUACAAUGGCUGGAACUAAAGAUGACCCAGGACUUAUGGUUCUGAGUCUUAACACGAUAUUCGAUCUUAUCAAGAAUGACAAAAGUUCUGACGUGUUUCAAGUUACUUGCUCCUACCUUGAAGUCUACAAUGAGGUAAUAUAUGACUUACUUGAGAAGUCAUCAGGUCACUUGGAGCUCAGAGAGGACCCAGAGCAAGGAAUUGUGGUUGCUGGCCUUAGAUGUAUCAAGGUUAAUUCAGCUGAUAAAAUCCUUGAGCUCUUAACUUUGGGGAACAGCAGGCGAAAAACAGAUAGCACAGAGGUCAAUGAAACUUCAUCACGCUCUCAUGCAGUGUUGGAGAUUACUGUGACUAGGAAACAGCGAGACAAAUACUCUAAUCAGGUUAUAAGAGGAAAGCUGGCACUUGUGGAUCUUGCUGGAAGUGAACGAGCUUCUGAAACAAAUAGUGGAGGUCAAAAGUUGAGAGAUGGCGCUAACAUUAAUCGAUCUCUUCUUGCUUUGGCAAACUGCAUAAAUGCUCUAGGGAAACAACAGAAGAAGGGUCUAGCUUAUGUUCCUUACCGCAAUAGUAAAUUGACACGGAUUCUGAAAGAUGGUCUGAGUGGUAAUUCUCAAACAAUAAUGAUCGCCACCAUAUCACCAGCUGUCAGUCAGUAUCACCAUACUGUGAAUACCUUAAAGUAUGCUGACAGAGCAAAGGAAAUUAAGACACACAUUCAGAAAAAUAUUGGCACAAUCAAUACUCAUGUUUCAGACUACCAACGGAUGAUCGAUAGCCUUCAAAAUGAGGUCAGCCAUUUGAGGAAGGAAUUAGCUGACAAAGAAACACAACUAAGUGCCAAGCCUACUGAAAAAGCCUCAGACGACGAGCUUUCUUGGUUGGACACGUUGAGCCAUGAAACCAGUGAAAAUGUCCAGGAGAGGAUAAAUUUACAGAAGGCUUUGUUUGAGAUAGAGGAGAUGAACAUUAGCAACCGUAAUGAACUCCAAAAUCUUGAUGAUGCAAUUGCGAAACAACAGGCCAUUGAAAAGGAUGGGGAAGUUGUCCGGGCUCUUAGAUCAAGGCGCCAAGUCAUUCUUGAUAAUAUUCGUGACAAUGAUGAGCUCAGUAGCAAUUAUCUGAAGGAAAUUGAAGCAAAUGAGAAGAGAAGGUGUGAACUCCAAGCUAUGAUUGAUGAUGCCAUUAGCAGCAAUGGAAACAAGACUUACUUGAGAGUUCUGAGUCAAUACAGGCUACUGGGAAUUGCUAAUACUGAACUUCAGUUUGAAAUAGCGAUGAGAGAUCAAAUAAUCCACAAUCAAAGGGAAGCACAAAAGAAUCUGUGGAAUUUGCUCCUAAGUUUAGGCCUUGAUGAAAAGCAGAUAACAGAUCUUGCCCUUAAACAAGGAAUAACUAUUGAAGACUGGGCAAUGACUGCCCAAAUUCAAUUAUCUGAUAGAAGACAGUCACCAAACACAGGAAAUGGAACAUAUACUACCUUAUCUUCUUCUCCCCCAAAUUUUCAACUUGGUGCCAGCUUGCCACUUGAUCAAUACUUCUGUCCUAGGCCAACUUCCCUGGGAAAUCAGAGACUACCACAUAUCCAUUGCAGGGACGAAGACCACAGUUCUAAUUAUUUGUAUGACUACUCUCCAACAGAAAAUACAGAGCUGAACGGAGAUGAAAGUUUGUUUAGAGAUGGGAUUUCUUCACUUAAUGGAGUUCCUGAUAGGCAUCAACUUGAAUUUUGCAGUUCAUAUCCGCCUACAUUAAACCAAUUUUCUUCAUGCAGUGAAAGUGGCAUGUCAAUGACACCUUCCCAUGUGAACUUCAGGAAGCAGCAGCAGCAGCAGCAACAGGAUAUCCCAUCAAGUUCUAUGAGGCAGCAAAUACACCCAAGCUACCAUGCUGAAAUCAGUAGCAAUGAUUACCUUCACCAUGGAAGGACGAUGGUUCGCAGGGUAUCAAGCGGAGGUCGGUUUCACAGUAGCUCCUUAGCCCAGAACUUUGCCUCGCUCAACUCUAAUCAUGUAUUCCCAAAACUUGGGCAAUUUAACCUGCAAGAUGUGCAGGUGCUUCCUUCAUAUGAUACAACCAAGCAAGUUUCAUUUAGUUCCAAUAGCCUCGAAGCUCAGCCACCAAGAUUUGUUUAAACCUUCUAUUCUUUCAUUUGAUUCCUUUUUCAGUUUGUCCCUCCAGUUGUACAUAUUAUAGAUAGUGUUAAAGAUUUUAUAGCCAUUUAGUGGUUCCAGUAGUUGGCAUAGAUAUUCAAUUCAUUCGACUCUUGUAAGGAAGUAAACAAUGUAGUUCCUGAUCCAGAAAAAGAGAAAAAGAAAAGAAGAAAAGUAAAGAAUGUAGUUCUGGUGGCUGCUGUGCGUGCAUACUGCAGUAGUGUAAAAUAUUUGGAAGUUGCUAGCAGUUGAGUGAAACAGUUCAAUGUCGCUGAGUCCCAAUUUUCUGCAAGGCUCUUGGAGAACCGUUGCUGGUUUUGAGUUCUGCUAUUGGUUUUAUAGCAUAAAAAGCUGAUAUGGAAGUGUUGGUUCCUCUGCAUCUUUGGUUGUUGAUACUUGAAAGGUUCUGCUUAGCAGAUGAUAGCCUGAAGAAAAGCUUUUAUUCACCAAAGUUUAAGGUGUCGUCUAAUAGUUAAAUCACUUGUUUUUUAUUUGUAAGUCCGUCAUUAAAAAUCUA